This is a messenger RNA of Nematolebias whitei (Rio pearlfish), 1749 nucleotides long. RefSeq names its product ddb1 and cul4 associated factor 7 (gene dcaf7). Gene Ontology annotation, cellular component: nucleus. NCBI's taxonomy places the organism in Eukaryota, Metazoa, Chordata, Actinopteri, Cyprinodontiformes, Rivulidae. Gene Ontology annotation, molecular function: protein binding. The record is from RefSeq and is a predicted model, not a curated record. The transcript has 7 exons. Bases 234 to 1262 code for a protein of 342 amino acids.
UGAUUGCAUUAAAUUUCACUUGACUUCAUGUCGCGGGCGAGCAAUGCUACCCUUUGUUAAGAGAAGUGCUGAGAAAUCUCGUUUAGAAACAAGACUGGCUUAAUCAAACCGUCGGUGUCGCCGAGUUUCUCGGUGCUCGUUCUGAAACGUGAAACCGCUCGUUCCGAGUUCAUUCACGGAACUUCUUUUUUCACAAGCUAGCGUGUUAGCCGUGCUGACAACUGUUCGGAAAGAUGUCGCUUCACGGCAAGAGAAAAGAAAUCUACAAAUACGAAGCUCCAUGGACGGUGUACGCCAUGAACUGGAGCGUCCGUCCGGACAAACGCUUCCGGCUGGCUCUGGGGAGUUUUGUAGAAGAAUACAACAACAAGGUUCAGCUGGUGGGUCUGGAGGAGGAGAGCUCAGAGUUUGUGUGCAGGAACACGUUUGAUCAUCCUUACCCCACCACCAAGAUCAUGUGGAUCCCAGACACCAAGGGGGUUUACCCAGACCUGCUGGCCACCAGUGGGGACUAUCUGCGCAUUUGGAGGGUCAGCGACACAGAAACGCGUCUUGAAUGUUUGCUGAACAACAACAAAAACUCAGACUUCUGCGCUCCUCUCACCUCCUUUGACUGGAAUGAAGUUGAUCCCAACCUGCUGGGAACAUCCAGCAUCGACACCACCUGCACUAUCUGGGGACUGGAGACUGGCCAGGUGUUGGGCAGAGUCAACCUGGUCUCUGGACAUGUGAAGACCCAGCUGAUCGCUCAUGACAAAGAGGUGUACGACAUCGCCUUCAGCCGCGCAGGAGGAGGCAGAGACAUGUUCGCCUCUGUUGGUGCCGACGGAUCCGUUCGUAUGUUCGACCUUCGGCAUCUGGAGCACAGCACCAUCAUCUACGAAGACCCCCAGCACCACCCGCUGCUCCGCCUCUGCUGGAACAAACAGGACCCCAACUACCUGGCCACGAUGGCCAUGGACGGCAUGGAGGUGGUCAUCCUGGAUGUGCGCGUGCCGUGCACUCCCGUGGCUCGGCUCAACAACCAUCGCGCCUGCGUUAACGGCAUCGCCUGGGCGCCUCAUUCUUCGUGUCACAUCUGCACUGCAGCGGACGACCACCAGGCUCUGAUCUGGGACAUCCAGCAGAUGCCUCGCGCCAUCGAGGACCCCAUCCUGGCCUACACGGCUGAAGGGGAGAUCAACAACGUGCAGUGGGCCUCCACGCAGCCGGACUGGAUCGCGAUCUGCUACAACAACUGCCUGGAGAUCCUCCGUGUCUGAAGCCGCAAGAAAAGGAGCGCUGUUUCACAUCUGGACUUGUCGUCCUCAUCCCUCUGUUUUCAGGGCAGAGGCGAGGCCUCGGCUGAACUUCCUGAACAUGUUCGGAGUGUCACACGCCUGGUUUACAUUUGUUCUUCAUCAUGUCUGCUCUGGUUUUUAUUAAACGUGCGUGAGUAAGCUCUUAUUUAUUUUGCUCAGCAGCUGAAAGACGCGUCAGUGCUGUGAUUUCGGAGCUGGCGUUCAGUUUUUUUAUACUCCUCGGUGUCGUUUCAGCCGGACGAAAGGCUAAAGGGAGGGCGUUGGAUGUCGAGGUUGCUCCAAGCUGCUGUAACUGGCAGAAGAUGAUGACCUCGUUAAUAUGUAGGUUCAUGUUGUAGCCUGUUGGUGGAUACAUACCAUAAUUUUGACGAGUAUAUUUCAGCCCUGUUUGCUUAUGUGGCAGUUUCGGCUGCCCUCUGUGUGGAUGAGUGUGUGACCUGUGCGACUU